UGUAGCACGCUCAUACACACAGACUGGAACAGACUAAGGGAAAGCGAGAGAAAAACAGACGCACUAUAAAAUACGCAACAAUAGCAGCUGUUGAAGCUCAAACCACCACAAGAGGUUGCUCUCCAGGAUGGCUGGGAUGAAGGAGCAGCAAUUUACUGAGGAGAAACCCCUACUACCGGAGCAGAGAGGACAAGAUACUGAGAUGAGAGACCAAGGGCGGUGUGUGAACGCACUCCCCUGCGCAAGCCCUGCGCCACUCACCGCCCCCUCUUCCUCAAGCCGCCCCCCACAACGGUGGCAUGUGAUCGCGCGGCACUGGCUCCACCAGACCCGCAAUCGGACCAGUGGGUGCAUCCCGGAGAACUGUGAGACCCUGAUGCCAAUUGGAGACUGGAAGGAACAUGACAUUGAGACUCCGUAUGGGAUGCUUCAUGUGGUUAUUCGUGGGGCCCCCAAAGGAAACAAGCCUGCCAUCCUCACCUACCAUGAUGUGGGGCUUAACCACAAGUUGUGCUUCAACAGCUUCUUCCACAACGAGGACAUGCAGGAGAUCACCAAGCACUUUGUGGUGUGUCAUGUGGAUGCUCCUGGACAGCAGAUUGGAGCCUCUCAGAUGCCACAGGGGUACCAGUACCCCACCAUGGACCAGCUGGCAGGCAUGCUGCCCAGUGUAGUGCAGCACUUUGGAUUCAAGAGCAUUGUGGGCAUUGGAGUUGGGGCUGGCGCCUACAUCCUGGCCAAAUUUGCUCUGAUCUUCCCUGAUCUGGUGGAGGGCCUGGUGCUGCUCAACAUCGACCCCAACGGGAAGGGCUGGAUCGACUGGGCCACCGGCAAGCUCUCUGGGCUCACCAGUGCUCUUCCAGACACAGUCCUGCCCCACCUCUUUAGCCAGGAGGAGCUGAUGAACAACACAGAGCUGGUCCAGAGUUACCGUCAACAGAUCAACAACACCAUCAACCAGGUCAACCUGCAGCUCUUCUGGAACAUGUACAACAGCCGUAGGGAUCUGGAGAUGAACCGCUCUGGGACCAUCAUCAAUGCCAAGACCCUGAAGUGCCCUGUCAUGCUUGUUGUUGGUGACAACGCUCCAGCUGAGGAGGGAGUGGUUGAAUGUAAUUCCAAACUUGACCCGACCAACACCACCUUCUUAAAGAUGGCUGACUCUGGUGGACUUCCUCAGCUCACACAGCCUGGAAAACUGUCCGAAGCAUUCAAGUACUUCCUUCAGGGGAUGGGCUACAUGCCCUCUGCCAGUAUGACCCGUCUGGCACGCUCCCGGACGGCCUCGCUGACCAGUGGCAGCUCUAUUGAGAGCUCUCGUAUCCGGGGUUUUACACACACUGACAGCAACGAGGGCCAGCCCUCCACCUGCGCCCGCCCUCCUACACUCAGACCCAUAGCCUCAUCUGCCCCCUCCCACACUCAUCCGCUUGCCUGCCGACAGUUUCUGUGAGGUGGUCAAUGAUGGUAGUUAAGUGGGUUGUGGUCAGUGAGGAUGGUUGGUCACUGGGGAAAAGACAUACAGGACAUUAUGUAUUAGGUUGCUCUAUUCUUGCUCUUUGUCUAGGAAGUUCAAGAUUUGACAGAAAGCAGCACACAGCCUUAUAUUUCAGAGGGGUUUUAUAUCACACUGUGGAGGAUGUGUCUGUGUGACAGCUACUAGAUCAGUAUUCCCACUCCACAUCCCACGCAUGGCGUUUACCCAUUGAUUGUCAUAAAGAAGCAUAAAUACAUGUAGUGUGAUUCUAUACCCAUGUAGCCCACGUGAUUCCACUCACCUGCAUUGGUAGGAGCAUCCACCCUAUAGGCAGUGUGACCACGGUCAUUUCCAGCUCCCUAAAAUGGAAGUAGUUCUGCCGAGGAUCGGUUCUUAGUGGUCUCCCAAAUGACAAUCACACCUUGACCCAAACCAAACCAGACCUAGGAGCCGAGGAAGAACCUGUUAGAUCUGAGAUGUUCUUCUCUCAGGUCAGAUAUACCAAAUCUACACACACACACUAACCUACGACGGCUGGGCUCUGUAAGGGGACCGAUUGAAAUGACAUCGGCACAGAAGCACAAAACAUACACAAGCGCAUGCAUGCACAAACUUACGCACACACGCAAACACUGUCAAUGUGUCACAGUAAAUGUGUUUUCACAAAACAAAUGUUAAUGUAUUUACAUACCCAUACCCAUAUGCAUAGCUCACAUAGAGAACCAACAUCCUAACAUCCCACAGACCUCUUUUUCCCCCCAUGAUAUUGAGCUGAAAUACUGGUCGUUGUUAAUGGAGAGGAGUGUGCUGCUAGCUGCUGUGAUAAACUACCCAUCGAGUUAAGCUAGUCCUAUGAGGAGGAACUGUUGUCCCUGACAAUUUGCACAGUAAUGUCUUUCUACAUUCUAUUUGCAUUCCUUAUUCUCAGUAAAAACAUCUCCCUAUUCUCUAUUUGAAUGUCAAUCUCUGCAUCCCCUACACGGGUGAGGUAGGAUAACUACUACUGCAGGGUGCUUCCUGGGACCGUAUGUAAGGGAUGGGACUUUUUUUGGGCCCAUUGCUCAAAGCUAGGAAUGUAGGGAAAUCCCACCCCCAACCACAAGAUGCCCUGCCCCUUACAGAUACGUCCAGUCCCCCCAAAAGGGCUAUCAGCUGAGGUCACUUUUCAGUUCAUAGUGUUGCCUAGCAACAGUGCACCAACGUGCAACGGUCCCCAAGGGGUACACAGCAACGAUUUUAGAACAGAGAGAUUAAUUCAUAAAUUACUUCUGACAAAGAGCGAGGGAAAGGGAGAGAUUAUGUCUGGAUGAAUAAAACACAUUUUCAUUUGUAAAGAUGGAAAGAGUGUGAGAGAGCUGGAUCUACAAAAUAUCUUGAUAGGGGGACAAUAAGGGGGGAUAAUAUGGGGGAAUAAUACGGGGGAAUAAUACACGUAAAGAGGGUAUGAGUGGGGCUUCUGGGAGAGGAUAUUGGGUCAGGUCAACAAACACUCCCUUAUACUCCUCCAAUCUGUUUGCAUGCACCUUAAUGUGUGAUAUUCAAGGCUGUGGUCAUGCAUUUUCUCUCCGUAAGACUACUGUUGCUGUCAACUCUGAGCAGGCCUGAUUUUGACCCCUCCCUCAGUCUCAUGCAUACUGCCUGGUGGCCCCUGAAUGUAAUUGGUCAUAUUGAAGUGCUGUACAGUAUUGUCCAAGUGCCCCCUUCCACCCACCCACCACCAUUACUCACUAGUGCUUGUAGCUGCUUUCCCCCCUACCCUAACUCCUACCCUACAUUGUACCCUAACUCCUACCCUACCUCCUACCCUAACUAUUACCCUACACUGUACCCUAAUUCCUACCCUACCCUAAUUCCUACCCUACAUUGUACCCUAAUUCCUACCCUACAUUGUACCCUAACUCCUACCCUACCUCCUACCCUAACUAUUACCCUACACUGUACCUUAAUUCCUACCCUACCCUAACUCCUACCCUACAUUGUACCCUAAUUCCUACCCUACAUUGUACCCUAACUCCUACCCUAACUCCUACCCUACCUCCU
Salvelinus namaycush (lake trout) is the source of this 3517-nucleotide messenger RNA. RefSeq names its product protein NDRG4-B-like. NCBI's taxonomy places the organism in Eukaryota, Metazoa, Chordata, Actinopteri, Salmoniformes, Salmonidae. Bases 128 to 1453 code for a protein of 441 amino acids. Gene Ontology annotation, cellular component: cytoplasm. The record is from RefSeq and is a predicted model, not a curated record. Gene Ontology annotation, biological process: positive regulation of ERK1 and ERK2 cascade; brain development; signal transduction. The transcript has 18 exons.